GCAAAUUAAUCAAUGACAUCAUCUGGCGCUUUCUGGAGACUUUUUGAGCGUGCUCUAGCUACUUUCCCAUGAAAAGAGUUAGCAGCACUGGCACUUUGUAUGAAACAGAAAGUAGUGCACUUUCACUGUCACUUUAGCUUCUCCUGUAGGAAACGAGAGCUCGCCUGCCUCCUGAACUCGAACUUUGCACCAGGAAGUGUUAAAUGAACUCUACAAAAGUCAGCUUUGAUGUACGAAAACAUUCAUUUUGGUGCCAUUAGUUUAGUAUUUUUGUGAAGGAUAAUGGAUGUUCAGAAGUAUUUAUCGCGCAUCGGCUGCUCUGUGUCGUGUUCGUGCUCUCCGACGCUGGAGACUUUGCGCUCGGUUCAUCUCCAGCACUUGCUCGCGGUGCCUUUUGAAGAUCUCACCAUCCACACCGGAGAGCGCGUUUGCCUUGAGCUCCCGCUGCUCUACGACAAAAUCGUUUUAAAAAGACGCGGCGGAUUUUGCUACGAGAACAACGGACUUUUCUCCUGGCUCUUGUCUCAGCUCGGGUUUGAAGUCGAGAUUCUGUCUGCUCAGGUGAAGAAUCGGUUCACCGGCGCUUACGGACCUCCGUUUGACCACCUGAUCAUGAAGGUGACCCUGAACGGGGAAAGGUGGCUCUGUGAUGUGGGCUUCGGGGCCGGUUUCCAGCUCCCUCUUUCCCUCGAGACGGAGAGUCCUCAGACUCAGAGUCAUGGCGUGUACCGGGUUCGAGUUCACGGAAAUCUGCUUUUUAUGGAAACACAGUCAGAGAGUGAUGCAUCAUGGGUGGAGCUGUACAAGUUCACACUUCAGCCUUGUCAGAGAGAGGACUUUAAAGCUAUGUGUGAUUACCAUCAGAGCUCCAUGAGCUCCAUCUUCUUCUGCAAGUCCCUCUGCUCCCUCCUACUACCAAACGGAAGGAUUACUCUAAUGGGCCGCAAGCUGAUUAUCACCCACCUGGCCAGUGAAGAUGGACCACCAGUGAAGGCCACUGAAACAGAUCUUACUGAUGAAGAAAUCACUGAGAUACUGAGGGAGAGGUUUGGAAUAGUGCUGAUGUCUCCACUGAUUACUAAAGAUAUUGACAUUGUGAUCCCAUCAGUGAACUAUUAGAAUGAUACACUAUAUGGCCAAAAGUAUGUGGACACCUGACUAUCACAGCCAUCCUGUAAAUCCUCAUACAACCAUGGGUAUUAACAUUAACACUGUGUUGGUUCCACCUUUGCUGUUAUAAUAACCUCUGCUCUUCUGGGAAGGCUUUCCGAUAGAUUUUGGAGUGUGGCUGUGGGGAUUUUAUUCACUGUUCAUUCAAUCACAAGAGCAUUAGUAAGAUCAGACACUGAUGUCGGGCGAGGAGGCCUGGGCUGGAGUCAGUGUUCCACUUCAUCCCAAAGGUGUUCAGUGGGGUUGAGGUCAGGGCUCUGUGCAGACCACUCGAGAUCUUCCUUAACACACCUUAACAACAGAUGGAACAGGUUUGGGCCUCUUAGUUCCAGUGAAGGGAAAUUGUAAAGCUACAGAAAACAAAGACAUUCUAUACGAUAGUGUGCUUCCGACUUUGACGCAACAGUUUAGGGAAGAACCACAUAUGGGUGUGAUGGUCAGGUGUCCACAAACCUUUGACCAUAUAGUGUGUAAUAUAUUAUUACACAUGAAUCUGUAUACAACAGAGUUUAUAACAAGUACUGAGACUUGAUCUAUGGGCUAUUAUUUCUAUCUUUUCAUUUAUAACCCAACACGAUACAUUUCUGAAAGGUGUUGACUAUUUAGAUGUGAAGGGAAAAUGACUGAAACCCAUUGUAAUGACAUUUGGUAAUUUGGGACAUAUUUUCUGGGGUUUAGCUCUUUAAUUUCAUCCUCAAAGAUACAACGUUAUUUAUUUGUAGCAUACUGAUAUUUUAACACUUCAGUCUUUUAGAAAACGUAAUAUGAAUCGAUUUUAUAAUUUAUUUCUCGCUGUAGCAGCAUAACACAGGAUUUCAACAAAUAAACGUUGACACCUAUAUCUAAAACGAUAUGAACACACUAAGUACUCUAAGUAAAUAUUGCAUGGACAUUCCACAAUAUUAAACAUAACUAUAAACCUAUGUCAUUCUGUAAUAAAUAAAUCAAGUAUUCGCUGACAAAUUGCAGUUGUGUGAGAGGAAUAAAUCACUUCAGGAUGUGCGGUUAUAGGAAAACAAUUCACUGAUAGUAAGAGCAGCUUGUUAUGCUUCAUCACAUCACCCUGUCAUUGAUUAUCAUCCUAUAAAUGCAUGUAUUCACAAGUAUUUUAUUUCUUACAUAAUAAUAAAACACAGUUACCUCAG
Ictalurus punctatus (channel catfish) is the source of this 2315-nucleotide messenger RNA. Its product is annotated as arylamine N-acetyltransferase, pineal gland isozyme NAT-3. The coding region runs from base 283 to 1119 and encodes 278 amino acids. Gene Ontology annotation, molecular function: acetyltransferase activity. The record is from RefSeq and is a predicted model, not a curated record. The transcript has a single exon. Lineage: Eukaryota; Metazoa; Chordata; Actinopteri; Siluriformes; Ictaluridae.